Parasteatoda tepidariorum (common house spider) is the source of this 914-nucleotide messenger RNA. The record is from RefSeq and is a predicted model, not a curated record. Lineage: Eukaryota; Metazoa; Arthropoda; Arachnida; Araneae; Theridiidae.
UAUGAUUUAUAUUACUUUUUAAAAUAUCUAUUGCAAAAGUUUUUACUCUUUUCAGCUCGUUCAAAUUUCCAACAACUCAAACCUGCAAGAAGUCAACGAGGCAAUUUUAAGUUGCCUCAAUAUCCUCGGACUAGUGUUUCAUCUGCAAAAUUUGAGUGUGAUUUUUGUGGAAAAAAGUUUUUGUACAAAAGUGAUUAUAAUGUUCAUUUAAGAGUACAUACAGGUGAAAAGCCUUUUCAAUGUAAUAAGUGUUCUCGUAGUUUUAAGUCAAAUCAGUAUUUGCAAUAUCAUAAAGCUACCUCUCAUUCUAGUAAUUAUUGUAUUAGCAGAUCAAAAGAAUGCAGCAUUAUUUGUUCUUAUAAGGCAAUAUUUUCUGUUGUAGUUCAUCAGCACAAGUCUCGUGGUUUAACAAGACCUGACCAAAUCACUACAUAUACAGCGUCAUCGCAAAAGAUAAGCUCUUUUCGGCCCAAUCGUUAUCAAUGUCAGUAUUGUGGCAAAAGAUUUUAUCAAUCGUGUGACUGGAAGAAACAUGUUAGAGUUCAUACUGGUGAAAAACCUUACCUUUGUAAAAUGUGUGAUAGAAGAUACAAGCAAAAAGAAAGUUUGAAAUAUCAUAUGGCUACUGCUCAUGGGGAUAUGAUAUAAUUAGCAGUAGUGUAAGAGUUUAUGGGAAACUUUUAUGAAAAUGGAACAUGGAAUUCAAAUUUUUUUUCAUUGUGUUUGUUAUACUUAUAAUCUGCAUAGUGUGUUGUGUAAUUUUCACUUGUCUGUCACUGUAAUAAAUUUAAUUGAUAUUUAAAUAAUUUCCUUUUUCAUAAUUGUUAGUAUUUAUGAACUUAUUUUUUUCAAAGAUUUUUAAAACUAAAAAUGCCAUCUAUUUUUUAAAAAAACAAUUUGAACUCUAUUUACUU